Amphimedon queenslandica is the source of this 678-nucleotide messenger RNA. RefSeq lists its product as uncharacterized. The record is from RefSeq and is a predicted model, not a curated record. The annotation marks the transcript as partial. The transcript has 6 exons. Lineage: Eukaryota; Metazoa; Porifera; Demospongiae; Haplosclerida; Niphatidae.
CCUGGUGUCAUGAGAAGGAUAGAAUAGUAACUGAACUGAAGGAAUCAUUGAAAAGAAUGGAUAGAGAUGAUAUACUGGAAGGGUUACAUGAAUUACCUACUGGACAAUGUACAAUGAAUAAUGAUGAAGAAUAUGAUAUUAAUGUAAAAGAUUCAAAUGAUGAAGUUGAGACUCAAAUUGAAACUGAAAACAAAGAAAUACAAACAACACAAACAACUCUUGACAAAGAAAUUCAGUUCAACUAUCUUGUACCAUCAGAAGAUAAUUUGGAAGGUCUGAGUGAAUCCCAAAUAGCAGGGAAGAAGUUGUUCUUAGUUCAAGGAGACAAACCUCAACUGAUGAACUGGGAGGAGUAUGGACUGAAGAUUAGUGUACCAGAGGAUAGUCUAUCAGCAUCAGAGACUGUAGAAGUAUCAGUACUAGCUCUUGUAGGAGGACACUACAAGUUUCCUGAUAAUACUAGACUAGUCAGUGCAGUGUAUGCAAUAUCAACCAGUCCACUCCUCAAGUCACUGAGGAUAGAAAUGCAACACUGUAUUGAUCUCAGUGAUCCUUCUUUAUCCAAGUAUCUUAAAUUUGCUGUUGCUCCAGUUCACACAGCUAGUCUUCCUUACCAGUUCUCACUAAUUGAAGGAGGGGAAUUUCUAGCAUACCAGAGAUAUGGAUGGAUUGAACGAA